Molecule: messenger RNA, 177 nt
Organism: Blumeria graminis f. sp. triticale
Lineage: Eukaryota; Fungi; Ascomycota; Leotiomycetes; Helotiales; Erysiphaceae
Source: the annotation of a GenBank genome assembly
GUAAGACCAGCAGCCAGUUUGAUCUCAUUCGCAACAAUUAAGAGUGCACCAAUUGACCUCAAUCUCCUCGCCUCGUCCGCGCUUGCCGUCCAUUCUUACUUCUAUCCGAUUACAGUCGAGGACGUUUGCGGUAACGAUGAGAUAUACUUGCUUACGCAGGCAGUCUACUUUCUCUAA